Messenger RNA from Branchiostoma belcheri (Belcher's lancelet), 2930 nucleotides. Its product is annotated as TNFAIP3-interacting protein 1-like. The coding region runs from base 103 to 2082 and encodes 659 amino acids. NCBI's taxonomy places the organism in Eukaryota, Metazoa, Chordata, Leptocardii, Amphioxiformes, Branchiostomatidae. The record is from RefSeq and is a predicted model, not a curated record. The transcript has 15 exons. Gene Ontology annotation, biological process: cellular response to lipopolysaccharide; regulation of transcription by RNA polymerase II.
CCCUCCCGCCCCUUGCACCAAGAUGGCGUUCAUAUAAAAAGACCCGUCUUAUGUGCCGUGAGACCGCCGGUCUCCUAGUGCCACUGCAGUGGUGUAGAAAAGAUGGACGGCGACAAGGAUGAGACAGUCAACGUCACAGGUCAAGGAGGAAGCGACGGUAUCCGGACAUCUCAAGAAGUCGAGAAGCUCCGUCAAGAAAACGAAAGACUUCGGCAGGAAAACGAAGCCUGUAAGACCAGACUGCAAGGGUUGCAGACUCUAGGGGUUCUUCUCGACGAGUCUCGUCACGAGAAAGAAAACCUUCGCGACCAGGUGACAGAGUUAUCCACCAAACUUUCUCUCCAAACGACAGACCAAAGCAAGGAAGAGACAACAACCGUCCCGUCAGGCACCGCGCGGGAAAAGGAGGGGUCUGACCAGAACGAAAACGUCCUCGUCUCGCUUGACGAUUCUGUCAAUCAAACGGAAGGAAAUGGCGGGAACGACUUGUCCAUUGGCGACAUGACGUCCGUUGAACAAUCAUUGAGGAGUUCAGAGGAAGAACAGCCCUUGCCGACAGAGCGGAACGCCGUACCGGCGGUGACGUCAGGCGAGCCGUUGUCCAAUCACGCCCAGCGGCUGGAGGCGGCACUGCAGGACGAUGGCGGCGCGAGGAAGUCCACAGAAAUGGCGGCCGAAAUGGCGCGAUUCGGCUCCAGGGUUCUACAGAUGGAGAAAAAGUACAACAUUCAGUCGGUUCUGGUUAGAGAUUUGACCACAGAAAACGAAGAUCUGAAGAAGAAACUAACAGACGGACUGCAAGAGAAGAACGACACCAUUCGUACUUUACAAAACCAGGUCGAUGACCUGCAGGUCAAACUGACGGCCCAGGAGGACCAGCCAGGUGUGACUGUCGACAUAACCCAGCCAGUACACAAAGAAAAUGACGAGAAACAACACUCUACUGACAAGGAAAUGUCUGAACUGAAGAAUAAAGUUGAGGAGCUACAGAGACAGAAGAAAGAGAUCAUCGAUGUAAACAAACAGUGGGACGUGCAGUACCGGUCCAUGAAGGGGAGUUUGGAGAAGAAGUUGGAAGAGGCUCACAGGCAGGUUGCCGAGUACCGAGGCCAGGAGGACAAGAGGCAGAGGGACAUUGACAAGAUGCUACUAUCUGCUAAGAAAAGGAUAGACGCUGAACAGGAGGCGAGAGAGCGGGCGGUGCAGGACCUUCAGCAGGAGAAACAGCGCGGAGACACCCUGUCUGCCCGCGUCACUCUCCUGGAGAACCAGAUCACAGACAUGAUGCGGCAGCGGGGAAACCUGGAGGCCGAGAUCAGGAGACUGAAUGGGGCCCUGGGAGAGGCCCCCAGCAUGACGGUAAGAACACCCCCGUACCAGGCGGCAGAGCGGCAACAGUCGGCCCCACGGCAGCAGAGUCAGCCCCCGUCACACAACACCCAGCCCUCCCUGGACACACAGACGGAGAUCGAGGUUCUUCGGGCACAGGUCGCCACCUACCGGGAAGAUUUCGAGACGGAGCGGAGAGACCGGGAGAGGAUCCAGGGGGAGAAGGAGACUCUGAGGGAUGAAAUGGUGGCCCUGAGGCUACAGGUGGACUAUCUGUCUCAACAGCUUCGGGUGUAUGAAGAAGACUUCAACCGUGAGCGCCGUCAGAAAGAACGUCUCCAACGGGAACUGAGACGGAGACCUAUGGCUGGUGAAGACCCCGCGCCUUACAGCCCCGGUCCGCGGCAGGAGGAGUACGUCCAGCCGCCGCCUGCCCAGUACUACCCUCCCCCUCCCCCGUACCGGGAACACCCUCCUCACUACCAGCAACCGUACUACCGACCUACCGCUGCCGAGAUCCAGCAGAGAGAACUCAACCGCUAUCCACAGCGUGGCCGCCUGACCCCUCGCGGGACUGGUUACCCUGCCGGGCGGUUCUCUGGACAGGUCAUCCCGAGAACUCUCCCUACUGACGUCGAGCACGACUGUGCGGACGGACUGGUCAGCAGAAACGUGGGAGACUGUCCCAGGUGUCAGAGACUCUUUGACAACCCAAGGGACCUCCAAGACCAUAUUCAACGCUGUAUAACCUAACAGUGGUGUACAAGACAUACAAGAGAGCAUGGGCAACUUAAACUUCUACAAUAAUAUAGACACUUCCCACGUAUUCUAUAUUUAAAUAUGAUUCCUCAUUGGUCUCAUCAAAUAGCAGGUUUAAAUCUAAUCUAAUCUAAAAUUUAAACUUAAAAACCUCCUAGCAGGUUUAGAUUUAAGUUUAAGUUUGAAUUUAAACUUAAAACCUCCUUGGUUUCAUCAACAAUCUUGAUCAAGAAGAUCGAUGAAUAGUCAUAUCAUGUCUGGUUACGUGGGAAAUGUUUAUAAAACUUCUUCAGCCGAAUGCUUGUUAUCCCCGAAUACGGACUGAACACUCAUAAGUGUUAACAUCUGAUCAAGUGACGAAAAAAAAUGCGGAUAUUGAUGCAUUUCUGUAGAUAGUGGGGGAAAACAAUUAUAGCAAAUGUCUGAAGAAGCAGUUUUGUUGAAGUUUAAGUUGCUCUUAGUGCCAUGUUGGAGCCAGUUCGGACAUAGGCGCACCGGGUGUUGGUGUUACAUAUAACAUCGUGGUUUGACCAGACCUUACUCCAUGUGAUGUGUGGUCAGUUGGAAGGCCAUGGCACAGGUGUGGGUUAGACCCACUUGUGUUGGGCUCACAUUUGCCCCCAAGGCCAUGGGUUUGGGCUGGCCAAGCUGGGAAUGGCGUUAUGAACAUGCUACUGAAGAUCGUAGCAGGUCACCCUAAUAUAAAACGACGGAACGAGACAGAAACAGAUAAGCAAUAACUGUCAUAAGAGAAUGAAUAGCAAAGUUCUUUGAUCACAACCAUUUAUUUUUCACGAGCCGACGUUUCGAUGACCGUCUGUCAUCUUCAUCAGGGCAAUUCU